CCGAGAUCCGUCAACAUGAGCCUCUUCCCGCAGGCUGGACCCAUAUUGCUCGCCAAAAUGACACGACAGGUGGAUCGGGGAUGACUGGAUGUCGGUAGGGCGCUAGGCAGCCGAGUGGUAUAUAGCAAAAGAGCCGCCCUGCCUGCCGCCCUCCCUUUCAGCAGCUCCCACCCUCUUCUAUUUCGUGUCGACACCACACCAACACACAGAAAUUAACCAUGCCUCUUCCUGCUGGAGUCUACCGCGCGGACCACGUCGGGUCCUUCCUUCGCCCCAAGGCCAUCCUCGAGACCCGUGAAAAGGUCGAGAGCCAGGCCGCUACCGCCGAGGACCUGCGCAAGGUUGAGGACGAGCACAUUGCUACUGUCGUCCGGGAACAGAUCGAGAACGGCCUCCAGUCCGUGACCGACGGUGAAUACCGCCGCGCGUGGUUCCACAUUGACUUCCUGCAGCAUCUGGCCGGUGUCGAGAAGCGCGGCCAUGUCACGUCUACCAACGUCACGUCGCACGGCAUGACUCCUCCCCGACUUGUUGUUGUCGGAAAGCUGGGCCACCCGAACCCCAUCCAGGUCGACGACUUCAACUACGUGAACAAGCAGGUGGAGGCGGUCAAGGCCUCCUCAGGCGCCAGCCAGACCGUCACCGCCAAGGUGUGCAUUCCCAGCCCGACCAUGGUGUACUUCCGCGGCGGCCGCGACGCCAUCGACGCCGACGCCUAUCCCACCCUCGAGCCGCUCUUUGACGACAUCGCCAAGGCCUACCAGGCCGAGCUCGACGACCUGUACGCCGCCGGCUGCCGUUUCGUCCAGCUGGACGACACCAACCUGGCCUACCUCUGUGACGAGGGCAUGAGCAAGGAGGCCGCGCAGCGCCACGGCAAGACGCCCGCUGAGCUGACCCAGCAGUGCGUCGACAUCAUCAACGCCUCCAUCAGCAAGAGGCCCAAGGACAUGACCAUCGGCAUCCACCUGUGCCGCGGCAACUUCCGCUCGCAAUGGUUUGCCCAGGGUGGCUACGAGCCCGUGGCUGAGACCCUCUUCAAGGGCCUCAAUGUCGAUGUGUACUUCCUCGAGUUCGACGACGCGCGUUCCGGCGAUUUCUCUCCGCUCCGUCACCUGCCCGAGGACAAGAUUGUGGUAUUGGGCGUCAUGUCGAGCAAGAAGGCCGAGCUGGACGACAAGGAGGCCAUGAUCGAGAGGUUGAAGGAGGCCGCGGGAUACUGCCCUAGGGGCCUGGAUCAGCUGUGCUUGUCGCACCAGUGCGGUUUCAGCUCGACCAAGGAAGGAAACGAUUUGACAGUGGAGGAGCAGUGGGCCAAGGUGCGCCUCGAGGUUGAGAUUGCGAAGCAGGUCUGGGGUGACGAUCUGUCGCAGUAAGCGUCUGUCUACUUUGAAAAGGAGGUAAAAAAAAUUUAGAAUAUUUGGAUGCAUUGGCUACGAUCCACGCUUUCAUUUUCCUAAGAUGCAUAGCAGUGAAGAAAUAGAUGGAUGGCAAAAUACUGCGUGGGAGAGCUGACCAGAAAUCAAACCUCGAUGCUUUUUCCCUCAUCGAAUGGGACCUAUGCUCUACUUAGUACUAAGAUGCAUCAACCAAGAUCGUUCGUUUCAUUGAGAAUUGGUGCAGCACACCACACCACUCGAACACCAUCCGACUGA
Neurospora hispaniola is the source of this 1655-nucleotide messenger RNA. RefSeq lists its product as uncharacterized. Lineage: Eukaryota; Fungi; Ascomycota; Sordariomycetes; Sordariales; Sordariaceae. The record is from RefSeq and is a predicted model, not a curated record. Gene Ontology annotation, molecular function: zinc ion binding; 5-methyltetrahydropteroyltriglutamate-homocysteine S-methyltransferase activity. Bases 219 to 1376 code for a protein of 385 amino acids. The transcript has a single exon.